Molecule: messenger RNA, 1378 nt
Organism: Corvus hawaiiensis (hawaiian crow)
Lineage: Eukaryota; Metazoa; Chordata; Aves; Passeriformes; Corvidae
Product: G2/M phase-specific E3 ubiquitin-protein ligase-like
Exons: 5
Coding region: 1-537 (178 amino acids)
Cellular component (GO): nucleus
Source: RefSeq, a predicted model, not a curated record
AUGGGGCUGCUUGGCUCUUUCCAGCACUGCUGCGUCUGUGGGGAGACUGGGGCCACCAUCAUGUGCUGUCAGGAAGACUGCGACAGAUGGUUCCACCUGCCCUGUGCCAAGCAUGGUGCCUGUGUCACACAGUAUAUUGCACAGUACAGCGCCUACUGCCCUGAGCACCGCCCACAUCUGGAGCUGGGGGUGACUCCGGAGCCGGAAACCGAAUGCCCCAUCUGCAUGGAGACCGUGGACGAUAGAGAGACUUAUGGCACCAUGGUGUGCCCAGCGUGCAAAAGGGCCUGGUUCCACCGGGACUGCAUCCAGGGACAGGCCUUGCGCGCUGGUCUUUUAUGCCUCCACUGCCCCCUCUGCAGAGACAUUAGAGCAUUUCUUCCCCGAAUGUUCAUCAUGGGGAUCCGAGUCCCCUUCAGACAGCCAACAUGGGAGGACAACGAUUCCUUUGCUGAAUUAGGAGAGAGGCACAGCCGGUGCAAUGCCAGAGAGUGCCAUUAUCCAGGAGGCAGGGAGGAGGCAGAGGAAGAGGGAUAAUUGCUUAAUAAGUGUCUGGACUUCUGGAGCUUACCAAAACAAUAGUCACUGGACAAGUUGCCUAGACAUUUCGGACCCUCCUUUCAGGCAUGUAUAUCAUCUUUAACUUUUUCCUGUCUUUCUGCUGUCAUCGUUAAGAAUGUUGAGUAUUCUUAUCAGCCACAUACGCAGCCUGUGUGGUUCUUUGCCCUCGUGAAUCUUGGUUUUUCUCUUCUGAAUCCAGUGAAAUUUUGUAUUUAAAAACAAAGAAAACAACAACAAAAGAAAACAUACACAGCCCUAAAACAUUCCACAGGCCACCAAAAGGAUGGCUUGUUACAUUUGAUAGAAUAUAGCAUUAGGACAGGCUUAAAGGAUGUUUGUUUCUUGAGACUUACUAGGUAACUCUGAUGCAAUGUACUGAUGUGUUCAUACAGUUACUGUCCCGCGUGCUUCCAGCCUGUCUGAUUUACAGCGCGUGUUAAAAUGGAGAUCUCAGUCGUCCGCAGCCAUCAGUUUUGCGGGGAGAUGUAGGCUCCCGGUGUUGAGCUUUUACUGGAACAGCUGCUAUUUCACUGCAAUCUAGAUUUCAGCACGUUCAGGAGAACUGCUGCUGCCUUUCAUUUUUCGUAGUACACGAGGCUGUAACACAGACCAUUUCUGUUGGAGCCCACGUGUGGUGGUGGGGGGAAGAGAAUAGGAAGGACGCGAAGAAUAGGGCUGCUGACUUUAUUGCUGUGUUGCUCGUGAGUGUUCCAAGCAGCAGCAUAAUCAGAAGUGCCUAACCCUUAUAAUUGGCUCUUUGUUUUGUGCAGAGGGCCCAAAGUUAUUUUGUAGAUCAACAGAGCCCAGUGAAGAGAAA